Dalotia coriaria is the source of this 1615-nucleotide messenger RNA. RefSeq names its product Metallophosphoesterase (gene Mppe). Gene Ontology annotation, molecular function: hydrolase activity. Lineage: Eukaryota; Metazoa; Arthropoda; Insecta; Coleoptera; Staphylinidae. The coding region runs from base 450 to 1334 and encodes 294 amino acids. The transcript has 5 exons. The record is from RefSeq and is a predicted model, not a curated record. Gene Ontology annotation, biological process: GPI anchor biosynthetic process. Gene Ontology annotation, cellular component: endoplasmic reticulum.
UGACGCAGGUGGGGCAGGUGUAGUGGCAGUGCGUAAACGAAAAUGCAAAUGUAGUGAAUGGCGAGAAGGUAGUGGACCAGCACGUAGAACAUGUAGUUCAAUAAUAAUUAAUAAGUGAAGCACUACAAAUACCUUAAACCAAUCAAUCGUUUUAAAAAAUGAAGCAAGGUUGAGUUAUGUAGCAAUGUAGUGCAUGUAGUUUCAUUUGUUAUCAAUUUAGCAUGCGGUUUUUACUAAGGUAACUGAUUUGUUGACAAUUCUUUAGGAAACGUCCCACACUGCAGCAUCCAAAAUGGGUGCUCUUGUUUAGUCUACUACCUACAAUUUUAUAUUGGGAUUAUUACGAGUAUUAUUUUCCAAAGUGGUUUAAUAUUGACUGCCAGAAUGAGGAGGAUUGUACCAGGAUACUGCUGGUGGCAGACCCACAAAUUAUUGGGCUACGUAAUGAGAUGAUACACUUUAUAACUCCCAUUUCAAUAUGGGAUAGUGAUAGAUACUUGGCCAAAACUUACAGCAUUGCCAAAAAGCAUGCAAAACCAGAUUUAGUAUUAUUUCUUGGUGACUUAUUUGAUGAAGGUUCGGUAGCUUAUGAAGUGGAAUACAAAACUUAUGUGUCAAGACUAACAAAUAUAUUUAAUUUAGAUGAUGAUAAGUUGAAGCACAUAUUUGUACCUGGAGAUAAUGAUAUUGGUGGUGAAGGCAGAGAACCAGUCAAGGAUAACAAAAUUAAAUUUUUUGAAAAUGCUUUCGGACAUACAGACAUCUCCGAAAUACAUAACAUGACAUUUUAUUCGGUCAAUUACCUCAAGAGAACCAUUCCAAACGUUGAGGUCAUUGAAGAAUUGAGUCCGGACGACGCGCAAUUACGCAUCGUCGUUAGUCACGUGCCACUUUUAUUCAAACCGUCUCUCUUUAGUGAUAAAGUAUUAAAUAAAUUAAGACCACAUUUACUGUUUGCUGGUCAUGAACACAGCUCAAUGAUCGUUAGCAAUGAGCCCAUCGUCCAAGUACGCCACGUGUUGCCAGUGACGGCAUCAGAUCGUAGUGUGCACGAGAUGUACUUGAAAAUGGACGAAACUUACGAAGUGAUCGCGCCCGCAUGUUCGUACCGCAUGGGAACGGUCAAGAUGGGCUAUGGUCUCGCGGUCAUUGAAAACAACGAGCUGCGUUACACUGUGCUUUGGUCUCCGUCCCGUUUUCACCAACUUGCCUACUACUUAAUCGUCCUGUGCGCCAACUUCUGGUACAUUGUUUAUUAUAAAUGUCGAGAGUGUUGGCGCACCAAGAGCAAAAACAAUAAUUACACACACAUUAAUAGCAAUAGCAAAGCUUAGCGCCGCGAAACUAUAAAUCGCUGGCUUUCGAGUAAAUUUAAUGAUGCUUAAAACAAUCAAUGAAUCAAUCAAUUUAGAUGUGAAAAUUUAACAUGAAAGAGCAUUAUAUCUUGACGUGCUAUGUACUUUAUUUAAAUUUAUAAGGCAUAGUUAAUCUGAAACAAAUAUUUAUUGAUGAACACAUAUUUAUAUAUGCACGCUGACGUUAUACACAUGUCUAGGAAAUUUUAUUGUAGCUUGAUUGUACGUUGUACCUUUUUUUAAAUAAAUUUUAUUCCGGA